ACAAUAGAAAAAAAAUGCUUUAGAAUUUCUAAUUCAGAAGUGUUUCACGAGGGCAGAUGCAUUUACAAAUGGUAGUGUCCAGUAUACUGUAGGAUGUACAUACGACAUGGUGCCGACUGUUGCAAACGGAACGUUUUGUUCCCAAGUGUGUGGUGAAAACUUGUGUAAUCUAGACAAAUGUCAGCUUCCAGUAUCUCCGAGAUGCAAUAUAACAAAACCACCGAGAUGCUUAUCCUGUGAUUUGAUAAGUGACCCAGGUCAAUGCAGCAAUCUUAUACAAUGCAAAAAAGACGAGAUGUGUUUCGUGCGAAAAGUUACCACCUAUGGAAAUGCACGAUACCGCUUGGGAUGUAUGAAUAAUAAGCACUGUUUGGGGGUAUCGACCGACCACCAUGUAUCGUCAGCAAUUGUUGGAAAGCGUUCUGAUCCACCAGAUUCAUGUUCCUUGUGUUGUUCAAAGGAUCAUUGUAAUGCGAAAGUUUGCGGCCAACAGCAAACUUCAUUAUCUAUGUCAGAUGAUCGAACAUACAAUCUACAACUCCUUGGUGAUCACCAAAUAUGUUUCGAUUUCAAUCCGACGGCCUGUGCUACCUUUGGCAACCUUGAUCCCGAAGCCUGUAAAGUAAUGGCUAAUGUGGACAGUCUUUGUCCUGAAUCGUGCGGAAUGUGCGAUGGUACAUCCAUGGUCAGUGGUCUGAUUGGGGAAAAUGGAGUGACUGCUCAGAGUCUUGUGAAAUCGGAACAAAAACACGUCACAGAAGCUGUGACAAUCCUUAGCCCAAAUUCGGUGGUAUGA
This is a messenger RNA of Mercenaria mercenaria, 796 nucleotides long. RefSeq lists its product as uncharacterized. The record is from RefSeq and is a predicted model, not a curated record. Bases 107 to 796 code for a protein of 229 amino acids. The transcript is spliced from 8 exons. Lineage: Eukaryota; Metazoa; Mollusca; Bivalvia; Venerida; Veneridae.